AUGCUGCGUGCCGUAGGUUCGGCGUUGCGAGGAAUCGCAGCGAGAACGGUGGGUACAAGCGUGACAAAUUCUGUCGUUUCAAAAUGUAAUCCUGUCGUGGAGCACAUGCAAUAUAGAGGAUUCGGAGCGUUGUCAAUAAUCGCUCAAAAGUGGGCCGCCAUGGAACCAACGCAACAUAGAAUGCUGUUAAAUCAUGUGGCAGUGGGAGAUCAGAUGGCUGUGCCAGUUCAACCUGUAGCUGUGCCAGUGAGAACAUUGACUAAAGCGAGUAUGACUAAAGGAAAGAGAAAAACCGUAAAGACAGUCUUAAAACGUUUCUACAGAUUACACUGGGGUAUCUGGAUCAGGACGAAGGCAGGCAGACAUAGCAAACUGUGGAAAAAAUCAUGGAAGCGGAAGAAGAGGUUGCGGCAGCACGUAUUCUGCAAUUCCACCCAGUCCAUGUUGCUGGAUAAGAUGACGACCUCUUACUGGAAAAGACGACAUUACUACGUUGACGAUCCAUAUGAGCCGUAUCACGAGCGAGAAGAGUUCCUGUUGACCCGAAAAAAACCACUACCCUAAUUAUAAUCCGCAUUGAUUGAUCACAAUUGAUUGUUAGAAUAAAUUUCGCUUCAAGAAGUGUUAGAAGUGAUGCCGUCUGAAGUAAAGCGUUUCGUCCCACCUAAAUGUCUGCCGAUUUCAUUUUAUGAUGUUAUAUACGUUAAGGAAUCAUCCCACCGUGACGAUUAAAACAUUGAACAAUUUUCAGGAAUUUGUUUUGAAUACUAAUAUUUCGGCUUUUGCAAAAAUACUUGGAAUUCCUUUACCAAGAUUUAACAGUCAUACAUCCUUGAAUACAUGUACUUUCGAUAAGUGCAAAUAAAAAAUCGAUGGUUUGAAAAUGUCA
Ooceraea biroi (clonal raider ant) is the source of this 889-nucleotide messenger RNA. RefSeq names its product mitochondrial ribosomal protein L35 (gene mRpL35). The record is from RefSeq and is a predicted model, not a curated record. Gene Ontology annotation, molecular function: structural constituent of ribosome. Gene Ontology annotation, biological process: translation. Gene Ontology annotation, cellular component: mitochondrion; ribosome. NCBI's taxonomy places the organism in Eukaryota, Metazoa, Arthropoda, Insecta, Hymenoptera, Formicidae.